UGUAAACUUAAGAAGAAAUGUGAGUGUGUAUUUGAAGGGAAAGCUAAGGAAGGACAGCCAACACUUCUCAAUGAGAUUUACACAGAACUCUACAUAACUGAAGGUGGGACUGGAGCAGUCAAUGAUGAACAUGAAGUGAGACAGAUUGAAACAGCAUCCAAGAAAAGGCGAACAGAAGAUACUACAGUCAAGUGCAAUGAUAUAUUUAAACCCUUAUGUGGCCGUGAGACACCUAUCAGAACUGUACUCACUAAAGGGGUGGCAGGUAUCGGGGAAAACAGUCUCUGUGCAGAAAUUCAUUCUCGACUGGACAGAAGGAAAAGCAAACCAGGAUGUUCACUUCAUAUUUGCUCUUCCUUUCCGGGACCUGAAUUUGAUUAAGGGUGAAUACAGUCUGAUUGAACUGCUUCACCACUUUGUCCCAGAACUGAAAUCAUUUCAAUCCACUGAGCUGUUUAGGUACAAAGUCUUGUUCAUCUUUGAUGGUCUGGAUGAGUGUCGCCUUCCUCUGGAUUUUCAGAACAAUGAGAGCUGGUGUGAUGUAACAAAGAAAACGUCACUGGAUGUGCUGUUGACUAACCUCAUUAAGGAGAAUCUGCUCCCAUCCGCUCUCCUCUGGAUAACCUCCCGGCCAGCAGCAGCCAAUCAGAUACCUCCUGAGUGUGUCCACCAGGUCACAGAGAUACGAGGGUUCAGUGAUGUCCAGAAGGAGGAGUAUUUCAAGAAGAGAUUUAAUGAUCAGAGCCUGGCCAGCAGGAUUAUCACACAUGUGAAAUCAUCAAGGAGCCUCUUCAUCAUGUGUCACAUACCUGUGUUCUGCUGGAUUUCAGCCACUGUCCUUGAGAGGCUUUUUAGUGAGACUGAUAGGGGAGAAAUUCCAAGGACUCUGACUGAAAUGUACACACACUUCCUGAUCUUUCAGACAAGUUUAAAAAAUGACAAGUAUAUGAAAAACCAUGAAACUAAGCCUAAGGAAUACAGCAAGCAAUUCCUUUUAAAACUUGGUAAACUUGCUUUUGACAACCUUGAGAAAGGCAAUCUCAUAUUUUAUGAGCAAGAUCUGACAGAGAAUGCCAUUGAUGUCACUGAAACUUCAGUUUACUCUGGAGUGUGCACAGAAGUCUUUAAAGAGGAGUAUGGGUUGUACCAGGAGAAGGUGUACUGCUUUGUGCAUCUGAGCAUCCAGGAGUAUCUCGCUGCUUUAUAUGUGUUUCUGUCAAACUCAUCAGCUGACCUGCUGAACACUGCAGUGGAUCAGGCAUUAGAGAGCAAGAAUGGACACUUGGACCUCUACCUCCGCUUCCUCCUGGGCCUCUCAACAGACUCCAGUAAGACUCUGUUACAAAGGCUACUGGGGCCAACAAGAAUCAGCUCACAUACCAUUAAGGAAACAGCCCAAUACAUCAAGGAGAAAAUACAGGAGAAUUUAUCUCCAGAAAGGACCAUCAACCUGUUCCACUGUCUGACUGAACUUGGUGACAAUUCUCUAGUAGAGGAAGUACAAAGAUACCUGAAUUCAGGAAACAUUUCAGUAGAUGACCUCUCACCUGCACAGUACUCAGCUCUGGCCUUUGUGAUGCUGAUGUCAGAUGAGGAGCUGGAUGUGUUUGACCUGAAGAAAUACAGCAGAUCAGAUAAACAGCACUGCAGGCUGCUGCCUGUGGUCAAGAACUCCAGGACGGCUCUGCUGAACAGCUGUGAUCUCAUAGAUAAACACUGUGAAGUGCUGUCUUCAGCUCUAAGAUCAAACUCUUCCCCCCUGAGAGAGCUGGACCUGAGUGACAAUAACCUGAAGGAUUCAGGAGUGAAGCUGCUCUCUGCUGCACUGGGGGAAUUACACUGUAAACUGGAGAUACUGAGGUCAGUAUUACUGGGUAUUCCACACUGUAAACUAGAGAUACUGAGGUCAGUAUUACUGGAUAUUUCACACUGUAAACUGAGGAUACUGAGGCCAGUAUUAUGGGGUAUUCCACACCGCAAACUGGAGAUACUGAGGCCAGUAUUACUGGAUAUUCCACACUGUAAACUGGAGAUACUGAGGCCAGUAUUACUGGAUAUUCCACACUGUAAACUGGGGAUACUGAGGCCAGUAUUACUGGAUAUUCCACACUGUAAACUGGAGAUACUGAGGCUGUCAGGCUGUAGAGUCACAGAAGAAGGCUGUUCUUCCCUGGCUUCAGCUCUGAGGUCAAACCCCUCACACCUGAGAGAACUGGACCUGAGCUACAAUCACCCAGGAGAUUCAGGAGUGAAGCUACUCUCUGCUGUACUGGAGGAUCUCAGCUGUAAACUGGAGAAGCUGCAGGUGGGCCGGUGUGAACUCACAGAGAAAUGCUGUGAGGCACUGGCUUCAGCUCUCAGAGCAAACUCCUCACCCCUGAGAGAGCUGGACCUGAGUGACAAUGACCUGCAGGACUCAGGAGUGAUGCUGCUCUCUGCUGGACUGGGGGACUUACACUGCAACCUGGAGAUACUGAGGUCAGUCUGACUGGGUAUUCCACACUGUAAACUGGGGGUAGUGAGGUGAGUAUUACUGGGUAUUUCACACUGUACGCUGGAAAUACUAAGGUAGAAAAUAACUAAUGAUUUCAAAAUAAAGCAGGAGUAUCUAAGUCUAGGGGUUGACUUAAAAAAUAACAUUAGACUCGCUACAGUAAGUGGAAUGUCGAAAGUAAGACUGCAUUGGAGGUUAAGGAUGACAUUAAAAGUUUCUUCCAAUAUUUUAACUCCAAAAGAGCUCUAAAAGCUGAUAUCACUCAUCUGCAGGAUAGUAAGGGCCUUAAAAUUGAAAAUUAAAAUUUAUAUAGUAAAUGAGUUUAAUGAUUAUUUUACACGGGUGUAGAGGACAUGAUUAACUUACCACCAUUUAGUACAAAUACAGUGUCCUAUAUAAACAAUAUACAGUCCCUCCACAAUUAUUGCCCCCCUUGUAAAGAUUUGUACAAAGGGUUAGACAAAAAUCCACCUUUUGGCGAAGCAGCUUCAUCUCACACUGAAAAAAAAUGAGAAAAAUCCAACCUUUCAUUGGAAUAAAUUUAUUCAAAGAAAAACAAAUCCUUCAUCAAGAAAUAAUUAUUUUCAACAAAAACACACGAUUAUUGGCAGCCCUGCUUUUAAUACUCUGUACAGCCUCCCUUUGCCAGUAUCACAGCACUGAGUCUCCUAUAACAUUUUAUAAGGUUGGAGAAUACAGAGCAGGGCAUCUGAGACCAUUCCUCUUUACAGAAUCUCUCCAGAUCACCCAGGGUCCUCGGCCCUCUCUUGUGCACUCUCCUCUUCAGCUCAGCCCACAGGUUUUCAGUGGGGUUCAGGUCAGGGGACUGAGAUGGCCAUGGCAGAAGCUUGAUUCUGCGGUCAGCUGACCAUUUUAAUGUUUAUUUGGACAUGUGCUUAGGAUCACCGUCCUGCUGGAAGAUCCAAUGAAGGCCCAGUUUUUGUUUCCUGGCAGCAGCAGCCAAAUUUUGAUAUAAAAUGUCCUGGUAUUUCAUGGACCCCAUAGUGCCAUGUACCCUAACAAGGUUUCCAGGGUUUUUGGAGGAAAAUCAGCUCCACAACAUCACAGAACCUCCACCAUAUCUUACAGCUGGGAUAAGGUUCAUUUCAUUAUAACCAUCCUUCUUUUUACGCCAAACCCACCUUGAAUGUUUAUUGCCCAAAAGCUCCAUUUUUGUUUCAUCUGAUCAUUGAAUUUCAUUCCAGUCAAAGUUGUAUAAUGUUUUGCAAACUCCUGGCUCUAACAUUUUAAGUAACUGACAGAAAAAGCUUCUUUCUGUCAUAACUUUCAAAACGUCUGUUAGCAUGAAGGGGGCAUCUGAUGGUUUUUUGGAGACGUGGUAACCCCAAGAUUUUACUUUGUCUGGUAAUUGACUAACAGUCAUCCUUGGGGAUUUUUUGCCUCUCUUACGAUCCUCCUCACUGAUGUGGGGGCAAAAUAAACUUGGGUCCUCUUUCAGGCAGGUUUCUAACAGUUCCAGUUGAUGUCCACUUUUUAAUUAUUGCCCUAACAGUAGAAAUGGGCAUUUUAAGGCGAGUAGCUAUUUUUUAAUACCCAUUCCCUGACUUAUGAAGGUCAGCACACUUCUCCCUCAUUUGGUCUGUGUGUCUCUUAUCUUUCCCACGUUGUUGGAUGACUAAGGGAAUUUGGCCUCUGUGUCUCCUCAUGUUUGUACCCCAGUUACUCAGGAAGUCAUGGAUUACAGCUUGAAGGUUCCUAUUCACUCCAAUCAACUCAAACAUGUAUAAUUUACAUGGGAAACAUGCUUCAGUUACAUUGUGUUCACUAUAAUUUGCAGGGCUGCCAAUAAUCGUGGCUCAUGUGUUUUUGUUGAAAAUAAUUAUUUCUUGAUGAAGGAUUUGAUUUUUCUUCAAAUAAAUUGAUUUUAAUUAAAGGUUGGAUUUUUCUCAUCUUUUCCGUGUGAGAUGAAGCACCUUCACCAGAAGGUGGAUUUUUUCUUACCCCUUGUACAAAGGGGUGCCAAUAAUUGCAGAGGACAUGUAUGUAUAACUGAGGCUGAUGUGGUACAAAGCCUAGCUAAGCUCAAAAUAAAUAAAUCACAGGGUCCUGAUGGCAUCUUACCUAUAGUUUUAAAAUAGAUGAGGGUUAUUAUUAGCCAACCUUUAACUUUACUGUUUCCGAAAUCCUUAUUUGCACGUGUGGUACCUUAUGAUUGGAAGUAUGCUAAUAUAACACCCAUAUUCACAAAAGGGGAUAGAUGUAAUCCAGUAAACUAUAGGCCAAUUACUUUAACUUGCAUAACUGGAAAAGUUAUGGAUACAAAUAACCUGGAUACAAAUAACAUUCUGAGGGGUAGCCAACCUGGAUUUAGGAGAAGUAGAUCCUGUUUAACUAAUCUACUUGAGUUCUUUGAGGAAGCAAAAAUAGAACUUGGUCACAAAAAGUACUUACAUUUGCAGAAGACCUUUGUUGUCCCCCUCAAACAGCUCUUGCUUAAGCUCAAAGCUGCAGGGAUUUUAGGAACUGUAGCAUCUUGGAUUGAAAACUGGUUAACAGACAGGAAGCAGCAGGUAGUUAUUAGAGGCACAAUGUCACAGUGGGCCUGCGUUCAUAGUGGGGUACCGCAGGGUUCAAUUUUAGGACCACUAUUGUUCCUAUUUUACAUUAAUGAUAUUGACACCAAUACAUACAGUAAACAAGUUAAAUUUGCAGACAACACCAAGGUGGAUGAUGUAGCAAAUACUGAUCUAGCAGCGGAGAGGCUACAACGGGAUCUUGAUUUAAUUAGCGACUGGGCUGAUACCUGGCAGAUGAAAUUUAAUGUAGAUAAAUGUAAGGUAAUCCAUGCAGGGAGCAGAAAUAUAAAGUACAGAUUUUUUUAUGGGUUCCUCUGAAAUAAAGGUAGUUGAUUAUGAGAAAGACCUCGGUGUGAAUGUUGAUGCUUCCAUGUCCCACUCUCGCCAGUGUGGGGAAGCAAUUAAAAAGGCCAAUAGGAUGUUGGGUUACAUCUCUAGGUGUGUGGAGUUUAAUUUAAAUGAAGUGAUGCUAAGAUUAUACAAUUCCUUGGUAAGACCCCACCUAGAAUAUUGUUUUAAUGUGAGAGGGGGAUAUAGGGAUGUCGAAGGAACAAUCAGGUUCGCUUUGGUCCGUUCAGAAAUAUUUCUUAAAAUAUACACAAAAUUAUGAUAUAUUUCAUAAGCAUUGAUAGGUAAUCGGGGGCAGCAUGGUGGUGCAGUGGUUAGCACUGUUACCUCACACCUCUGGGACCCGGGUUCGAGUCUCCGCCUGGGUCACAUGUGUAUGGAGAUUGCAUGUUUUCCCCAUGUCGUCGUGGGGUUUCCUCCGGGUACUCCGGUUUCCUCCCACAGUCCAAAAACAUGCUGAGGCUAAUUGGACUUGCUAAAUUGCCCAUAGGAAUGCGUGUGUGAGUGCAUGGUGUGUGAGUGUGCCCUGCGAUGGGCUGGCCCCCCAUCCUGGGUUGUUCCGUGCCUCGUGCCCAUUGCUUCCAGGAUAGGCUCCGGACCCCCCGUGACCCAGUAGGAUAAGUGGUUUGGAAAAUGGAUGGAUGGAUGGAUGAUAGGUAAUCCCACUAAUUAAUAAAAUGAAAAAGUAGCCACAAGCCAUCUACACUCGGAUGUGCUAUAAUCACCCACCUUCACACACGGACUGGGGAGCCCCUUUCAGUCCUGGCAGGAGACCAACACAUAAUUCCUGAGAAGUUCCUGGCGAUGCGCGCUCUAUCCCACGGCUGAUCUCCGGUCAGUGCUGAGCUCUCCCCCUUCCUUUAUGCUAAAUCUGGAGUGGUACGCGUGCGGGGAGGGGGCGAGAUGGCCAGGGUCACCCCCUUCCUCAGGGAAUAUGCUCUUUAUUCUCCAAUUCCUGUCCAGGUGAGGCUGUUUUGCGCUUGCGGUUAUGAAGCAUUUUGGGCAAGGCUUUCCCUUUUCCUCUGGGAGAGAAAAGAUAAGCCUCCCUUUCCGCUGGGAAAGGCAAGAUAGGUGUUCUAGCUCUUUCUGUGAGAAACAAGUUAUAUAAGUGAUCAGUGAAAAAACAUGUUUGUGCAGUUCACCUGUGGCACAACAAUAAUGUGGGUGAAUCACGGUGGACGAUGUAUUUGAAUCCCGGGGUGUUUAGUCCAAACACGAUCAGAAUCAAUCCAUACCUCAAUCCCCUCAUAGGUAUGUCUGCUAGGUGGAGUUGGAGGUGCAGUAUAAUCCCAUUAUAACGAACUCGCUUAUAACGGAAUAUCAUCUGUAACAGACAAGGUCCGCUGGCCGUGCGCCUUUAAGAACCUGCAGAAAAAGCAUCGCAUAUAGCGGACUCACAUACAAUGGAAUUUCGCUUAUAACGGACAAACAGUUUGGUCCCAUUUGUCAUUUGCCGUUUGUCUGCGGCAGGAUACAUGUAUGUGAGAGUGUCUGGCAGGGUAUGUGUGUUUGAGAGUGUCUGUGACCGGGUAUGCGUGUGUGUGAGUGUCUGCGGCAGGGUACGUGUAUAUGAGAGUGUCUGUGGCAGGGUACAUGUGUGUGAGAG
Messenger RNA from Brienomyrus brachyistius, 6985 nucleotides. RefSeq names its product NACHT, LRR and PYD domains-containing protein 12-like. The transcript is spliced from 5 exons. Gene Ontology annotation, molecular function: protein binding. Lineage: Eukaryota; Metazoa; Chordata; Actinopteri; Osteoglossiformes; Mormyridae. The record is from RefSeq and is a predicted model, not a curated record. The coding region runs from base 197 to 2488 and encodes 763 amino acids.